Molecule: messenger RNA, 699 nt
Organism: Opisthorchis viverrini
Lineage: Eukaryota; Metazoa; Platyhelminthes; Trematoda; Opisthorchiida; Opisthorchiidae
Exons: 4
Coding region: 1-699 (232 amino acids)
Source: RefSeq, a predicted model, not a curated record
AUGUUUGCUCGAGAAAAGCGUUUCGGAUCGAUAAGUUCACCAUCUUUGAACCAUUCAACCUGGGCUCUGGGUGAAGCAUCCCAAUCGCAGAACAGUCUUGUGCUGGCAUCUUGGAGUACAGGCCUUGGGUUUUUCCCUUCAGGUCCAGUAAUCACAGGGGCAUCUGGAAAGAAGGAGGGAAAAUGCGCUGCGCAAAAGUUACUUCGAUCCUUUGGUUUAGAAAUAUUCAUUAGAGUUUUGGAUUUAGCUGGUGGGAGAGGAUCGCAUAAAAUCCGAAGGCAGUCAGCUGACUACCGGUUUCUCCCAGUUCCUCCGAGAGGCAUCCCACAGGAAUCUGUGGAGGCGAACUCUCCAAUCUUAUCUUUGCCCGGAAAUUUCGCCAAGUUCAAAUUCCGGUGUCAUUUCCAUAAUCACAAUGUCCGUUUGUUCCGGACCCUUUGGUACCAGUUGGAUGCCAAGAUUGGAUGCCAUACCCUCCUGGAUGGUGCCUUUUGUACUCAACGGCUGUCCGUUCCAAUGCCACCGAGCGAAUCAAAUCAUCAAAUCAUCAUUGGACCUUGGAAGAGUAACUGGCGCAAUCUCGGAAGGGACGAGCCCAUUUCACGACUGGAAACGAUAACGAAGUUGGAGACAGAAUUGCCCAUUCGUGUCAACUGGACAGUGGCGAAACGUCAACAGAAACCACCAACCUAUCCCUAG